Molecule: messenger RNA, 1737 nt
Organism: Striga hermonthica
Lineage: Eukaryota; Viridiplantae; Streptophyta; Magnoliopsida; Lamiales; Orobanchaceae
Source: the annotation of a GenBank genome assembly
AUGGCCGGAGCGCGGAGAUGCUUGCUGGCCGGAGAUGAAACCGCUGAGAGAUCGAGUGUUGAAAAAUCGGACCUAGGGUUGGCGAUCGUGAGCCUGUACGAGCGCGAGGGAGGAGAUGACGGACUAUGGAAGAAGAAGAUGAUGGAAAGAACGCGAUCGCUGGAGGCUAAUAAAGGCUCGUUCACGGGACCAGCUAAGGCUCAACGGCACCCACCGUGUAUCUCGGCGAUGGAGGGCCGAGCGGCGGCCGGUUCUUCUCUGUUACUCGCGGUGCUUGCUAUGAUCGCGGUGGUCAUCGUCGGUUUGUGGGCGGCGGUGGAUGCUUCUACUGACCCUAAUGACGUUCAAGGGCUCCAGGUAUUGUACAGUUCAUUAAAUAGUCCUCCACAGCUAACGGGCUGGAAAUCAACUAGUGGUGAUCCAUGUGGCGAGUCGUGGAGGGGAAUCACCUGUCAAGGUUCUUCUGUUGUCUCUAUUGUGAUUGAUGGUCAUGUUUCUUUACAUUCUUCCUUUCUAAUGAAUUCUUGGUUCCAUUUGUUUUUUACUUUUAUUUUUUGGUGCUGCAGAGACUUGAGUAACAACAAUAUUUACGACUCGAUUCCGUAUCAGUUGCCACCAAAACUCACAAGCUUAAACGUUGCAGGAAACAAUUUAAGUGGGAACAUUCCUUAUUCUUUGUCUAAUAUGAACGCCCUUAGUUACUUGAACAUUAGCCGAAACAUGUUGUCUCAGUCAGUUGGAGAUAUGUUUUCCAGCCAUUCUGCAUUAGCCACCUUGGAUAUAUCCUUCAACAAUUUUGCUGGGGAUCUUCCGCCCUCCUUUAUGUCAUUGACUAAUCUCUCAACCCUUCUAGUUCAGAACAAUCAACUUACAGGUUCUCUCAAUGGCCUCGUAGGUUUGCCUCUGACGACUUUAAAUGUAGCGAACAACCAUUUCAGUGGCUGGAUACCACAAGAACUAGUUUCAAUCCCGAACUUCAUAUACAAUGGGAAUGGAUUUUCCAAUGGUCCUGCCCCACCUCCCCCACCUUACACUGCUCCUCCUCCAGGUAGAUCUCGCAAUAACGGGACACAAUCUCCUCCUCUUGGCCAUAGUCCAAACACCGAUAUCCCAAGCUAUACACACAGCGAGCAUAAAAAUGGGUUGACAGCAGGAGCUAUAGUGGGGAUAGCUAUUGGGUGUGGAGUUGGAGUGAUACUGUUGCUGCUUUUGCUUGUGUUUUGCCUUAGGAAGGGUAACAAGAAGGAAGUUGUGGCACGACUCUCAACAGGAAUUCAACCUGCCAGCGUUGGUAAUGUGAGUACUGGGAUGCAAGAGCAUAGGUCAAAGCCUUCAUCCAAUGCAUCUGACGUAAAACCUCCACCAGCUGAAAGUGUUACAGUUGAAAGGUUACAAGGGAAAAGUGGAUCUUUGAGAAGAGCGAAACCUCCACUAACUGCUACUUCCUACACAGUUGCUGCACUUCAAACUGCAACAAAUAGCUUUAGCCAAGAGAAUCUGGUCGGUGAAGGCUCGCUUGGUCGUGUCUAUAGAGCCGAAUUCCCCAAUGGAAAGGCAUCCAAAUAUCGUGGCCCUGGUCGGGUACUGUGCGAGCAUGGACAGCGCCUUCUGGUUCAUGAUUAUGUGGGUAAUGCCAGCUUGCACGAUAUGCUUCACUUUGCUGACGAGAGGAGCAGGAUGAUGACGUGGAACGUGCGGGUCAGGGUGGCACUCGGGACUGCCCGAGCUUUGGAGUAA